Purpureocillium takamizusanense is the source of this 933-nucleotide messenger RNA. RefSeq lists its product as uncharacterized. Bases 77 to 835 code for a protein of 252 amino acids. The transcript has 2 exons. The record is from RefSeq and is a predicted model, not a curated record. Lineage: Eukaryota; Fungi; Ascomycota; Sordariomycetes; Hypocreales; Ophiocordycipitaceae.
AGCCCUUGCAAGCCGGUCACCGACUUGUACAAGCAGCACCAUCGCCACCAGGCUUCCACAACCAGCAUUAACCACAAUGCAUCACUUGCAUGCAGCCGUACUCCUUGCGCUCGGAUGGAGCGUCGCCGCGUUUGAUCCGGCAAAGAGAAACGCAUGCCAGAGCCAGGACUACACCGUUUGCCUGGACUCGUUUGCCUGGUGCGCCGGCCCAAACGACAACGACAACAACGGCUGCUCGUUUCCCAAACACACGUAUCCUUACUACGAUCGCGACUCUGGGCCUAACAAAGCAUUGCUUCUCUGGGACCAGAAUUAUACAAUCUCAUGGAAAAACACGGACGACAGGUUCCCUGUCCAGCUGGUCUGGCGCUUCGUAGAACAAAUUGAUCCCCCAAGAUCUGGCUCCUGGUCGAAGAACAUCACCAAGGGGGCCAAGAGCUUUUCCUUCACGUUCAAGGACCUUGCCGCCGAGAUUCAAAAGUCAUCCAACAACAAUUCCACCGUGGCCGAAAUCAAGGGUUACGUAUCCGAUUUCAACAACGAAUUCGAGAUCAGUCAGCCCGAAAACGACUUCGCACAGGGCAAGAAAUUUCGCACCGAUCACUCUGAUCCUUUCGCCGUCCUGGACAGCACGGCAGCGCAGUAUUUGGAGACCCAUGCACAGAUUGCCAGCCGCGAGACGGAGCACAAGUGGAAGCUCGGCGUUGGUAUCGGUGUUGGCCUCGGCGUCACCAUCCUCCUGGUCUUGUCCGUGGCCGCGGGAUGGCGCCUUGGGAGAAGAGGUGGGGUGAUGCCGGCACCGAAAGUCAUCACCCCCAGGCCAUCGGUAGGUUAAGCAAGUCGGACCAUCUGGUGUAUGACAUUAUUUGUCCUAGUUUGCUUUUGGAAUUCCCUGUUAGCAGGUACGAAGUAUACGAAUCUUGAUUUACUCUG